Triticum aestivum (bread wheat) is the source of this 1914-nucleotide messenger RNA. RefSeq lists its product as uncharacterized. The record is from RefSeq and is a predicted model, not a curated record. The coding region runs from base 309 to 992 and encodes 227 amino acids. NCBI's taxonomy places the organism in Eukaryota, Viridiplantae, Streptophyta, Magnoliopsida, Poales, Poaceae. The transcript has 4 exons.
CCAGGAGCCUUCGUCGCCGCGAUUCCCAAAUCGUGGAGUUCUCCCGCCGCCCCCAUCCUCCCCCUUCACCGCCCUCACCACUCUCCCCUCUCGCCGCCCCAAUCCCCCCUUCACCGCCCUCACCCUCCCCUUUCGCCGCCCCCAAGCUCCCGCGCGAUCACCAUGGAGGGCAUCGCGGAGGAGCUGGGGGUGCCCGUUGAGGUUUUGCUGCGGGGUCUCCCGCCGACGGCGUCAUCCUGCGCCGUUUCGCGCGCCUCGGCUGCCACGCGGAUUUCCUUCGCGUCCGAGACCCGCUGACCCCGGAUGUGAUGCGGCCAGAGGAGGCAUUUGCCCGUGUUCGAGGUCACCUCAUGCCGUACAUGACCCUAGAGGACGCGGCGGCCAUCUACCGGGCCCUGCGGGAGGAGGAGGGGCCCGCGACCUCGCAUCACCGCGAGGUGGUCAUCACCAACCGCGAAGUCCUGCUGGCCAAGUACGACUCCUACCGCAGCAUCGUGGAGCAGGCUGACUUGCUGGACAGGGUGAGCGUUCAUGUGGAGGAGGCGUUGACGCUUCGUCUCCAGGCGCAGUUUCAGACUUCUGUUGCAGAUCUUGGGACGGCCCUGACAAGUCUUAGGGAGCACGCAUGGCGGAUGGUGUUCCUCUACCUGCGGGAAGGCAACAUUUUGGAGGCGAAGCAUUAUCUUGAUAUAUGCUUUCCAAGGGUAUCCCAGAUUAUUGACAACAACCCAUCUAUAGCCUUCCAAGCUUAUGAACAUCUGUUGACAACCCUCGAGGCCGAUUUUGAUGGCGAGGAACUGGAUCCGAUGUUUCACAUGCACAAUUUCUUGGCUUGCUUAGCAUGUUAUAGAUUGAUGUACAUCAAGGGAACAAACCUAGCAUUCAUCAUCUCUUUGGUUGAGUGCUUUGUGGCGGAUAUGGUAAAGAAGAGGGAUUAUCUGAUGGGUCGACUCACAGUACGGACAUUGAUCGGCGCUGCACCCACAAAUUAAGUGCAUGCAGCCUAACCAUAUCAUGUUGGCAAGAGAGGGAUUUUGCGGGCGCAUGUGCAUGGAUUGGGUCUUGUCUAGCGUGCGGCGCAUGCAUGUUGGAGAGAAAACGAGAUUUACUGGUCUCGGUUGUUUCAAGGAGUCCGGGUGUCGCGCGAAAGUGCAUUAACAAAGUAAAUUGUGCGAGUAAUUAGGGGCUAAACUGGAAGCAAUCCCCCCGUGCUACCCCUCCUUAGCAUGUUCUCUAAAAUGCACUCUACUAUAUUAUGAAAUGGAAGGUUUAAGUUCCAAACAGGUCUAGUAGGACCGUGCGUUUGCAAGCUGCUUUGUUCGACACACACUAGUGCCCCUCCUCGGUAUAAGGAAGGACUAACCUUGGGACACACACUAGUACCAUGUCCGUUUGUUCAACACAGCAUCAAUCCAAGUGCCGCAGCAAGAGAUGUGCAACUGCUUUGGUAGGAAUCAUGAUGGCUUUAAGGCGAUUGGAUCGAGCAUAGCUUCACCAUUUCACUAGAUGCUAUAUCUACUUCAGAACAAUACGCCAAAAUCAGAACAUAGAUGCUAUAUCUACUUCAGAACAAUACGCCAAAAUCAGAACAUACUCGAGAAGUAGGAAGUGAGAGCUACCUGCCUUGCUGGAGCUUUGGCGCCUCACCAGAAUGUUGCCGCCUCGCCUGGCUUGCGUGAGAGGGAAAUGGGGUGGCUGUAUGGGGGAGGGAGGCGACCAUUUGAAAUUUGAUUCACAUCUGUAAGAUGGCCAUUGAUGUGUGUUAUAUAUCUUUUGCAGUUUCUUUUGAUGGAAGUCCAAGUUCAGUUGAUGUUAACAUAUUUGAAAAUUGAACUCAGAUAGCCUUUCUCAGUUGUAGUUGUCACAUGUUACUGUUGUAUUCUGAUACUGUGUUUUGUUUUGUAUAUUCAUGUC